This is a messenger RNA of Alligator mississippiensis (American alligator), 2851 nucleotides long. It is a transcript of the gene GRK6, whose product is annotated as G protein-coupled receptor kinase 6. The record is from RefSeq and is a predicted model, not a curated record. The transcript has 16 exons. Gene Ontology annotation, molecular function: ATP binding; G protein-coupled receptor kinase activity. Gene Ontology annotation, cellular component: cytoplasm; plasma membrane. NCBI's taxonomy places the organism in Eukaryota, Metazoa, Chordata, Crocodylia, Alligatoridae. Gene Ontology annotation, biological process: regulation of signal transduction; signal transduction; protein phosphorylation. Bases 47 to 1774 code for a protein of 575 amino acids.
UUGGCGGGCGGGGCCGGGCCGGGCCGGGCGCGCCGAGGCGGGGCCCAUGGAGCUCGAGAACAUCGUGGCCAACACCGUGCUGCUCAAGGCCCGCGAGGGUGGCGGUGGCAGCCGGAAGGGCAAGAGCAAGAAAUGGCGCCAGAUGCUGCAGUUUCCCCACAUCGGCCUGUGCGAGGAGCUCCGGCAGACCCUCGAGCGGGACUACCACAACCUGUGUGAGAAGCAGCCCAUCGGGCGUGCACUGUUCCGGCAUUUUUGCGAGACACGGCCCGAGCUGUCACGCUGUGUCAGGUUCCUGGAUGCUGUGGCUGAGUACGAGGUGACGCCCGACGAGAAGCGCAGGGAGUGUGGGCAGCGCCUUAUCGAGAGCUUCCUGAGCCCUGAGAGCACAGAUCAUGUGGCCGAGAUCCCCGCGCAGCUGGCGGGUGCAUGCUGCAAGAGGCUGGAGCAGGAGUCCUCUAAGGAGCUCUUCAAGGAGUCCACCAGGCUCAUCCACGACUACCUGAGCGUGGCUCCCUUCGCCGACUACCUUGAUAGCUUGUACUUCAGCCGCUUCCUGCAGUGGAAAUGGAUGGAAAGACAGCCCGUGACCAAAAACACCUUCCGGCAGUACCGCGUGCUGGGCAAGGGCGGCUUUGGUGAGGUGUGCGCCUGCCAGGUACGGGCCACGGGGAAGAUGUAUGCCUGCAAAAAGCUGGAGAAGAAGCGCAUCAAGAAGCGGAAGGGGGAAGCCAUGGCCUUGAAUGAGAAGCAGAUCCUGGAGCGAGUGAACAGUAGGUUUGUAGUGAGCCUGGCCUACGCCUACGAGACGAAGGAUGCGUUGUGCUUGGUGCUUACACUCAUGAAUGGGGGUGACCUCAAGUUCCACAUCUACCACAUGGGUGAGGCUGGCUUCGCCGAGCCCCGUGCUGCCUUCUACGCUGCCGAGAUCUGCUGUGGCCUGGCUGACCUGCACCAUGAGCGCAUCGUGUACCGGGAUCUGAAGCCAGAAAACAUCCUGCUGGAUGACCACGGACACAUCCGCAUCUCAGAUCUGGGCCUGGCAGUGCAUGUGCCUGAAGGGCAGACGAUCAAGGGUCGUGUGGGCACUGUGGGCUACAUGGCUCCCGAAGUGGUGAAGAAUGAGCACUACACGUUCAGCCCGGACUGGUGGGCUCUGGGCUGCCUCGUGUACGAGAUGAUCGAGGGGCAGUCACCCUUCCAGCAGCGCAAGAGGAAGAUACGGCGGGAGGAGGUGGAGCGGCUGGUGAAGGAGGUGCCAGAGGAGUACUCGGAGAAGUUCUCACCCUGUGCCCGCUCCCUCUGCACCAUGCUCCUGUGCAAGGAUCCACUGGAGCGGCUGGGCUGCCGUGGCGACGGAGCGCAGGAGGUGAAGGAGCAUCCUCUCUUCAGGCACCUUAACUUCAAGCGGCUGGAGGCGGGCAUGCUGGAGCCUCCAUUCAAGCCAGACCCCCAGGCCAUCUACUGCAAGGAUGUGCUGGACAUCGAGCAGUUUUCCACGGUGAAGGGAGUGGAGCUGGAGCCCAUAGACAACGACUUCUACCAGAAGUUUGCCACAGGCAGCGUACCCAUCCCCUGGCAGAACGAGAUGGUCGACACAGAGUGUUUCCAGGAGCUAAAUGUCUUCAACGCAGAUGGCUCAGUGCCCCCCGACCUGGACUGGAAGGGGCAGCCAUCCCCGCAGCCCAAGAAGGGCCUGCUCCAGCGUCUCUUUAGCAGACAGGCCUGCUGUGGGAACUGCAGCGACAGCGAGGAAGAGCCCACCCGGCUGUAGGGCCGCCUGUUCGCCGGCCUCGGGACCCUCUGGCGCCGGCGGUGCUGUGGGCUGAGCUGCCCGGGGGAGCUGCUGCCCUGCCUGGGGUGUUCGCAGUUUGCACACUGGCUGCAGAUGCAGCUGCGGGCAGCGCCAUGCUCCCUGCCUGGGGUUCCUAGACCCAGGGCCUCCAUGCAGCGGCCAGCGCGUCGUGGGACAUGGCUGCCUCAUGGCUGCAGCGUGGAGGGCUCAUGCUGUGGCUGCUUCCCCCCGCUGUUGGGGCACUCGGAGGCCUUGCAGGAGCUGGCCAGGAACGUGGUCCAGAGGCGCUGGCAGCUUAACCAUGUCAGCAGCUGUCUGUGUGUGUUGAGCCUGCCCCGUUCUGAACUUUCCCCGUGGGCUGCAGGUGUUGCUGCACCUGCUCUGCCCGGGAGCCUCACUGUGCUGGCUCUGCCUGCUGCUGCUGGUGCCUGGAUGCAUCAGGGUGUUGCCUUGGGCCUGUGAGUUGCAGCCUGGGGCCCCCAUGGAGCAAUGCAGCAGUGCCCCAGCGGGCACGGGCAUCUCUGUGCACAUUCACCCCCAGGCCUCAGGUCUGGGAAGCUGCUAUGCCAAAGCAUUUGCCAAUAGAGCUGGGCACUUCGAUGCCAUGGUCAUCCCUUGCCCCAGCCCAGAAGCUGCAAUCAUCCCUUGCCCCAGCCCAGAAGCUGCAAUGGAUGCUGCUGUGCUGUGGCAGGUGCAGGCAUGGGGCUGCUCCAGCCUGGGCUGGCAGAGGACUGGGCCCAGGGCAGUGUGUCACCCCAGGGAUGUGGUGGGAAGUGCCAGUGCCUGGGCAGCGGCUGCAAGCUGAGCUUGCUGCCUGUGCUGGCCUGAGGAACUUGCUGCUGCCAAAGGCUAGCUGUGCCAAAGGCUUCUCUGGCAGCUGCUGCUGUCUCUGGGUCCUUGGCUGCCCUCAUGCCUUGGGGCACAGGGCCCUGCGGACCUGCUCGCCCCUUCCAUGGAUGCCUGUCCUGCCCGUGGCACGUGCUGCCCGGCCUGGCCCUGGGCGUCCUGCGCUUGCCUUGCACUGAUGUUGGACUAUUUAAAUGUUUUUUACCCUCA